CUUGCAUAAAUUAUAAUGAAGUGGUUUUUAUUGUUAUUAAUAUUACAGUUCAUAAUGUGGAGUGCAUCAGAAGAACCACCAGGAACAAUGGAAGGGGAUGCACCUGAAUCUAUGCUACAUGCAAAAGAAAAAUGUGAACAAAAUAAAAGUCAGUUGGAAUCUUUGAAAGAAAUUAUGUUGAAAAAUAAACAAAGUUUAAAAAAGAAAGAAGAAGAAGUUCAGGAAUAUGCAAGGAGACUUUCUAAAAUUAAAUCUAGAGCUAAGUUAUCACGUCGAAAUAGAGAAGGAAAUUUGCCUUCUAAAGAUAUAGCUCGUAUAUCUGAGACUGCUUUAACAGAUACACCUGAAGAAAAUAUUGAUGAUAUUAGUCAAGCAAAAACUGCAAAAGCAAAGUCUACUUUACUCCAAAAAAAGCUAGCAGAGAAUAGAAAAGCUUUUGAACAACGUAAUAAAGAAAUAAGUGAAACUAAACGAGCAGUUGAAGAAAAAGUAGAAGCUAUUAGGCAACAAUUAGAAGAAAAAGAUGUGACAGUAAUGGCUCUUCAAAAGGAUCAAAUAUCCAUUACAGCUGUAAAACCAGUCAUGAUUACUUCUGAUAUCAUGUCACCAAUUCAAAUAGAAAGUAUUCAAGAAAAAGAAAGUAAAAUUACAGAACUUAAUAAUAAAAUUUUGGAGCUUGAAGCUACAAUUAUGGAUCUUCAGGAAAACUUGAAAGAAAAAGAUUCUGUUAUUGAAUCUAAGACAAAGGCAGUUACCCUUAUGUCUGCAGAUCUUUCAAAAAAGGGUAAAACGACGUUAGACACUCUAGAAGAUACGAAAGACGAAAUGCGAACAAUGCAGGAGCACUUUGUACUUUUAGAGACAUCUUUGAAAAAUAAAAAUGAAAAUCUUUUAAUGCAAUUGCAAGAAAGAGAUAAUAAAAUUGUAGAACUAGAAGAUUCAGUUGAUCGAUUUAGGAAACAGAUUAAUGAGCAAAAAUUGUCUGAGACUGCCAGUGUCGAUUUCUCUCGCUCUACCAUGGAUACUUUGGUAGAAACUAAAGAAGCUAUGAAAUCAAUGCAAGAAAAUUUUGUACUUAUGGAAUCUUCACUUAAAGCGAAAAACGACAAUUUGCUGGAACAAUUAAAAGAUUAUGAGUUAAAAUUAGCAGAAGCUAAUGAACGAGUUUUUAAACUCGAAUCUGGUAUUGGAAUAAUCAGAGAUCCAACUGUUGAUGAUUUACAAUUCAAAUUAGAAAAAUUGGAACAUAAUAAUAAACAAUUGCAAGAUGAAAAAUAUGAGUUACAAAAAAGCAUUGCAGAAUUACAAGAUAAAAUUGUAAAUAUAUCUAUGCAUGGUAAUGGUGCAAUAAUAGAAAAAGAUAAUAGAAUAAUUGAACUUGAAAAUUUAGUAGAAGAGUUAAAACAAUCUAAUAAAUUUCUUGAAGAAGAAUCUAAAACAGAAUUACAAAAACAAGUAGCGGAUUUAACUUUAAAAAAUGAAGAGUAUUCAAAUAAAAUAACUGAUCUUGAAAACUUUGUUCAUAAACUUGAAGAAGAAAAAAAUGAAAUUGCGGCGAAGUUACCAGAAGAGGGUAUUAUUAAAGAAGAUGAAAAAGUGGCAAAACUUUCUAAGGAAUUAGAAGAAUUAAAUAAAAAUAUGAUCAAAAUUAAAGCAAAGCAUAAAAGUAAAGUAAAAAGUUUACAACAACAAUUGGAAAAUUUUAAAAAGAUAUCUGAUACAAAUGCGGAACUUGUCAGAUUGGGGAAUCAAGUGGCAUUAUUAGAGGAGGAGAAAGGUAACCUUCAGCUGAGUCUGGUAGACUUUGACGAGCUUAAAGCCUCAGCAGGAGAUUGGCAAGAACGUGUUGUUGAUCUUGAAAGUAAAGUUUCUGCUCAAACGAAAGAAAUUGAAAUGCAAAUUGAAGCCAUUGCUACUCUAGAGAAUCAAAAAUUGGAUCUUUUGCAAGAGCUUCAUAUGGCGAAACAAGAAAUCUCGUCUUUAGAGGCGGAAAAUGCAGAAUCUGAGAAUCUUAGAGUAACUGCAGAAAUAAAAGUCGUUGAUCUUGAAGAACAAUUAGAAGCUGUGCAUAGAAUGCAAAAUGAAAGUAAAUUAGAAUCUUCAUCAGAGGUUAAUCCUGCAGAGUUAAUUAAACAAGUGGAAACUUUAACACAAGAAAAUACCGAAUUAUAUAAUAGAAUAUCGAAAUUUGAAGAAAAAGGAACAUCUGAUACUGGAUCUACUGAAUCAUUUGAAGCUAUACAAGAAUUAGAUAAAACUGAUUUGUUGAAAAAAAUCGAAGAUUUAACACAGAAAAACAAUGAAUUAACUCUUAAAUUAAAUAAACUUCAAGAAAAAGAAAAUGCUGAUUCCAUCGAAUCUAUGAAUAACAUUGAUAAAAAUGAAUUAUUAAAGAAAAUUGAUCAAUUAACACAAGAAAAUAGUGAUUUAACAAUGAAAUUGAGUAGAGUGGAAGAGAAAGGAUCCUCAGAUACGGGUUCGACAGAAUCUUUUGAACGAAUACCAGAAAAUAAUGAGAGUAUGACGAAAAUUGAGCUUCUUACACAAGAAAAUAGCGAACUUGUAAUUAAACUUACGAAACUUGAGGAACAAUUAGAAUAUAUAGAAUCUAAAUCGGAUAUUGAUUUGAAAUUAAAGAUUGAUACUUUGGAGCAAGAAAAUGAUAAUCGAUCUAUGGAAUUAUCGAAACUUAAAAUUCAAUUAAUGGAUUUCAUUGAAGAAAAUAAUAGAUUGCAUAAAGAAAUUGAAAUGUUGUCUAUAAACAAUACUGAUUUAACUAUUGAGCCAGAUAAAUUAGAAGUUCAAAUUGAAACUAAACAAUCCGAAGAAUCUGAAGUAUCGAAAAGGGAUGUUGAUUUCAAAACACAAAUUAAUGUAUUAAUAGAAGAAAAGGAUCUUUUACAAAAAGAAGUAAAAGAAUUACGUAAUUCAUUGGAACAAUGGCACGACAAAAAUCAGGAUCUUCAAAUCAAUGAUUUGAGAAUUAAAAUAGAAGAAUUGUUAAGAGAAAACGAAGAAGUAGUUACAAAAAUGUCAGAACUUAAAACCUCUAAUCAAAAAUUAGAAGAAAAUGUAAUGAAAAUUACACAAGAAAAAGAAGAAUUACAUUUAAAACUUAAUGAAAUGUUGGAUUCUAAUAACGAGAAUUCAAAACUUACCGAAAAAUUAGAUAAACCGAAUCUUGAAAAACAGAAUAUUGAGGAGAAGAAACAACUCGAUGAACAAAUUAGUAUUCCUUUGGAAAAAUCUGAUGAAGAAUUACUUAAAACACCACAAUUAGAUGAACCUUUAUCUCAACAAACAGAAUCGAUGAUCGUUGUUUCUUUGGAACAGGAGAUAGAAAAAUGCAAAAAUUUGAUCGUCGAGCAAACAAGUCUAAUCGAAGAGAUGAAAAUAAAAUUAGUAAACAAGGAAAAAGAAUUAGAAGAGAAAAGUCAACAGAUUGUGGAUUAUGAAAAAUCUGGAAAGAAAGCUGAAAGUUUGGAGAAUGAAUUGAGAGAAAUGUUUAGUACCAUAGAAGAAUGGAAAUAUAAGUGCAAUGAAAUGCAAGAAAAAAUGGAGAAAUUGGAAACGGGAAAAGCAUCCAUUGAAGAAAAAUUCAGAACAUUACAAAACGAAAAUAAAAUAUUAUUAGAAGAAAAUAAUGAGAAAAAUGCGGAAACUGUAUUAUUGAAAAAACAAUUGCAGGAUACAACGGUGACAUUUGAAUCAAAGUUUCAAGAACAAAUUUCAAUAAUCUCUGAGAAAGAAAAUGAAAUUAUUAGAUUGAAAGAAACCAUGGAGGAAAAGGAUCAAGAAUUACAAGCGAAAUACACGGAACUCCAAAAUAAAAUGAUCACGAUAGACAGUUUGCAAGAUGAAUUUAACAAUUGUAAAUUGUUAAUCCAAGAGAAGGAUUCUUUGAUAACAUCGAUGACCAAUGAAGUUUCAAAUCUCAAUAAUCUAGUAAAAAGUAAAGAAGAAGAAAUAUAUUCAUUGAGGAGAAAUAUUACCGAAUUGAAUGACAAAAUGGAGGAGUCGAUACCUGUGAAAGAUUAUAACGAUUUGAUGGAAAAAUUGAAGGAUAAAAAUAUGAUUCUCGAUGAAUUGGAGUGCAGAAUUAACGCAACCACGAAAGAAAAUAGUAAUUUAUCGGAGAAAGUGAAAAAUUUGUCGCAGCAUAAUAACGAUAUUCAAGAUCAAUUAACCGAAAAGCAACGGGAACUCGUCGAUUUAAUAACAACGAAAGAUCAUCUGGAGGCACAAAUCGUGAAAUCCAAAGAUGAGAAAGGUGAAGCUGAAAGGCGGGUGUGGGAAUUGGAGAGCAUUAUAGACAACAAUGCAAAGUUUGUCAAUGAUUUGCAAGCGGAAUUGAGAAGCAAUUAUAAACAAAUGGAACAGUUGAAAUUGAAGCACACGGAGGACACUCAAUUGCAAAACCAGAGACUCGAAAAUGUGAUCGAAGAAUUGGCCGGAAAAAUGCAAGAAUGCGAGAUAUUGAAGGAAGAAUUGGAACAGAAGGAGAGAUUAAUCGGUCGCAACGUGACCGAAGAGGUUAAACUUGCUUUAGAGUCAAAGGUUGCCGAUUUGGAGAAAAAGUUGAAAGAUUCCGAGGAGAAAAUACAGACCCAAUUGGAAAAGAUGAAAAAGAUAGCUGCCAAUUUGAAGAAGAAAACGGCCGUUUGUCAGGAGCUUGAGACCAGGGUUGCCGAGUUGGAAGAAAAAUGGACGACCGAGAAAGACGAGAAGGAGGCAAAGAACAAGCAAAUUCAAGACGUGGAGAUUGCGAUCCGCGAGAAAGACAACAGAAUAGCCGAUCUCGAGGAGAAGCUUGCCCAAUCUAGAAACGAGACUGCACAAGCGUCGAAGAGUAUCGAGAAACUGACUAGCGAUUCGUCGAACUUGAAGGAGAAGAUGACCUCGCUCGCCCAACAAAUUGCAGAGAUGGAGGAGGAGAUUGUAAAGUUGCGAGCGGAUCUCGAAUCCUCGACGGCCGAUCUUACGUUGGAAAAAGAGAGCAGGCGGAAUAUAUUGUCGGAGUACGAAUCUUACAGGCAGCGAAUCGUCCAAGAGAGCGAGCGCAAGCAGUUGGAAUUGGACGAGAUGAAGGAGAAGGCCAGGGAGUUGAGCGUGAGGAUGCAGGUUAUGGAGGCUGAAUACGUCGAACACCUUACCCUGAUCAACGACCUUAAGGCGGAAAACGGCCUCUUGUUGUCGAAACAAGCGCAUAUAAACGAGAAAUUGGAGACGGUCGAGAAAGAAUCGGAGGAGAGACGGUUGUUGCUCGAGCGGAUGGGGAAAUCGGCGGUGGUCGACGCCCGAGCGGAGGCCACCCAGACCCAAGGGGAGGAGACUGCGAACGAGGAUGACGCGAAAACGAGCGGAGGCUUGGAGCGCUGCAGCCAUUGCGAGCAGUGCCAGACGUUGGUCCAAGCGUUGGAGGCGAAAUUGCAAGAACGGGAAGCCGAGAUAGAGAACUUGGACAACGAGUUGGCGAAUUCCAUUGGUAAUUUCGUCCAGAUGAGGGAAUCCCUGAGGUUCAACGAUCUGAUGAAUCAGACAGGUAUGAGGAACAGAACCCUCGAGGAUCCGUACAACGAUCUUUUAUUCCAGUACAACUCGUUGGCGUCGAGUCACGAGGAGGUGAAGGUGAAUUUGGAGAAAGCGUCGAGGGAGAACGAGGAAUUGAGAGGGAGGAUUGACCAGUUGCGUUCCACGAACGACACUUUGCAAGAGAACGUGGAAAGGUUGCAGAACGUUGAUGCGCUGAACUCUGAUCUGGUUGAAAGGUUGGAAGAACGCGAGAAGGAAUUGUUAAACGUGCGACAGGAAAUGGAAAUUGUUCAAAGGCGCGGGGAGGAACUGGAACGACGAUUGAACGACCGGGCAGAAUCUCUCAAAUCCAUGGAGGUGCAGAGAGAAACGGCAGAGAAAUUGUUGCAAGAUACGAGACUUAAGUUGGAACGGGAGAUCGAGUCUCUCAAAACGGACAAAGACUCGAACGAAAGGAAAAUAAAAGAUUUAGAAACGGAGUUGGACGCGUACAAAAAUAAGAAUCUAGCAGAAUCUAGCAGGGAACCCUUCGUUACAGCUCCUCGAGAGAACGCCCUCCCCCCUCAAUUGUUCGACGCCUCCAGGAUCUUCGGCAGCGCGCCAACCCCUCCCGAUUCCGACUCUCUGGCCGACAAGGAGGUGAAGAGGUUGCAGGCCCUGCUGGAGGAGAAGGAGGGGCAAUGCUCCAAUCUGACCGAGGAGGUCAAUCGAUUGCAGGCGACGAUGAUCGAGGAGAGGACGCAGAUCGAUGAGUUGAAAGCCUCGCAAAAGGAACUUCGCUCCAAUUUGGAAAUGGCGGAACAACUGGUGGCCGAGAAAGAAAGACAAAUCGACUCGUUGAACGUGGAGUUGCGCAACUUGAGAAUGGAACAGAGAAACGACACGGAUAACCUCGAGGAAUCGUUGCUGGCCAAAGAAGAUCAAUUGAGGGAGUUGAACGCGAGGCUGAGUUCCAUGAAAGAGACGUUGGAGGAGGCGGUCGUUGAACGAAAUCGGCAAGAUUCCCUUCUACGAUCCUACGAAUCACAGAUAAACAAUUUAGAGACGGAAUUGAAAAAUUCUACCGACCUCGAAGCGAUACAGGAGAAGCGCGUUUUGUCGCUCACGAAGGAGAGGGAUCUGUUACAGUUGCAGGUAAACGAUUUGACGAGAUCCAUGGAGGAGUUGAAGGACUCGGUCAACCUUGGCCGGUCGAACUUGCAGCUGGAGAUCGAGAGGGUUGGCCGCGAGAGGGACGAGGCUAAAGAAGCGAUGGCGAAUCUUAGCCGAGCGUUGGAGGAGGCUGCCUGUAAAUGCGACGAAGCGACGCCUAUUACGUCAACGAAGGAAUCAACCCCUUUGAACGAGGACCAACGAGUCGGGGGGAACAUCGUCUUGGAGGAGAAAAACGUUUCUCUGGAUGUUGGGGGGACGUGGGACGCGGAGAAAAUCAACGUGGACGAGGAGAUAUGGGGAUGGAACACGGAGGACGCGCAAUUGGACAGCGAGCAGGCUAUGGCGUCCACAAUGUUGAUCAGCAACGCGGAGAUUGAGCUACGAGCGAAGAUAGACGAUCUCCAGGAUCAGGUGAAAGAUUUGGAGAGGGAGAGGGCGAGGAUGGGGGAGGAGAACAAGGCCGCCCAAUUGAGGAACGCGAAAAUGAUAAAGAAGCUGAAGGAGUACAAGGUGCAGACGGAGAGCCUGCAACGGCAAUUGAAGAUACAGAAAUCGGCCAGCGACUUUUGCGGAUUGGACUCGGCUAUCGAGGAGGAGUUGAAGUCGCAGAUAGGAAAAUUGGAGAAGAGUUUGGACGAGAUUAAGGAGGAGCAGAGAAACACGGUAGCCGAGAAGGAGGCGCUGAUGAAGCGGUUGGACGUUGUUGUCUCGGCGAACGAGAGGUACAUGGAGAUGAAAGAGAGGCAGGACAUGGACAUGGAGGUACUUCGUAUUCGAAACAAAGAAUUAUCCGAAAAGGUAGAAAUUCUCGACAAACGUUUGCAGGGAGGCGCGACGACGUUUCGGAUCGUCGAGGAGCAAGCCGAUCCCUCGGCGACCGAGCAACAGGUUAAGCAAGAGCAGCAGGCGAACAGGGGGAAACGUUCCGCGGAUCUCGAAAGUUUGUCGAAAAAGUACAAGGAGGAGAUCGACGAUCUCAAGGACGAGAUGGAGGCGCUCGCGACCGAGAACGAGCAACUUCAACGCUUCCUAGAGGAGCAAAAGAUUAAGUUGUCCGCGUUAGAGGCGAAACGAAACGCCGAGGUGGACGAGUCCAUCCAGAUCGUGGACGACUUAAACAGAAAAAUUUCUGAAUUGCAGGCGGUGUUGAGUAAAUCUAGGGAGGAGUAUGAUUUGUUGAGGAAGCAAUACGAGCAGAGCUUGAUGGACGCUAACGAUCAAGUUACAGCAAUGAGGCAAAACGCCGAUUACUUGAAAGAAGAGGCCUUCGAGAGGACGGGAAAAUUGGAAAUGGAGAUAGCCGAUUUGCGCAAACAGCUCGAGGCUUCCGAGUCGAACGUUACAGAGUUGCGAAAGAAUUUGGAGAAAGCUUUGCGAGAGAAAUUGAGUCUGGAAGAGAGAUUGACAGAUUUGACGGCGUCCUCGGAGAAGCAAGUUUCUUCUUUGAAUGCAUCCAUGUUAGAGGUGACCGAUCUUUUGAACAUCAGGAUACAGGAAGUGGCGGACUUGAAGCAAGAGCUUCAGAAACAGUACGUGGAGCACGAAGAAGCAAAGAUGAAGUUGCAGAAUACCAUACACGAGUUGAAUAGAGAAUUCGACGAAAAGAGGCAGGAAAUGGAGAAUUUGAGGAGAUCGUUCACCGAGAAGGAGAAGGAAUUUAUCGAGCGGCAGAGCGUGGAGACGGUGAGCGCCCUCGUAAGUCAGGCAACUCAAGAAUUGAUGCAAAAGCACGCGAUAGAAAUCGAGGAGAGGGAUAAACACGUGCAAAACCUCAACGAAAGAUUGUCCACGUUAGAAAUAGCUAUAAACGAGUAUUUGCUCGAGAAACAGAACAACGUUGUUCAACUCGAAGCCCAAAGACAAGAAUUAGAACUCUUGAGGAAGAAUUUAAUGGAAAAGGAGUCGAGUUUGGCGUCUGUUCGAGAGAGAUUUACGUCCACGGAGGAGCAAUUGAGGGAGAGAGUGUUGGAAUUGUCCGAAAGGGAGGGAACAAUUCAGAAAUUGUCAUUCGAGAAUCAGAGAUCCGUGGAAACUAUUGAAGAGCUGCGUGAACGUUUGAACGAGUCUGCAGCAACCUUGGCCAGUCUGAACGAGUGUACGCUACGUAUUCAGACUUUGGAGCAGGAAGUGGAAAACAUGAGAUCACUCCUAGACGAGAAAGAGGCCAUCUUGCGAAAGAACGUAGAGGAGACGACAGAGUAUAUGGAAAUUGUAGAAAAGAAUAGAAUAGAAUUGAGCGAACUUCGUAUGGAGACACAGAAAGUGGAAGAGUUGAAGAAUGAACUGUCGAGGAAGGGCGAGCAAGUGAACAAUUUGAGCUCGGAAUUGGAAGCAACCCGUAAAGUUUUGGAGGAGACUAGGCAGAAUUUGAACGAAAAGAUGUCUCUUCUGGAUCAAAGUAAUCAGAUGUUGAACGAGAGACAAAUGGAAAUUGAUAGAUUGUCGAGUUUGCAACAGGAUCGACGUAAUUCUACUAACAUGAUAGACGGUUUACCUGUGUUUAGAAUGGGCAAUGGCGAGCAAAAUUUACAGCAUACCGUAGACAAUAUGCAGGUUGAACUUGAAAGGAAGCAAGAAGAGAUCGAGCAUUUGAAAUAUAUUCUGAGCGAGAACACGUAUCCAGAUAUAAUUCAAGAGAUGCAACAAAGGAUCAAUUGUCUGUACAAUGAGAAGGCGGAGUUGGAAUCUUCAUUGGAGGUGAUCAAUGCAAGGGCCGAGGAAAAGGAGAAGCAAAUCCAUGCUUUGACGCAAAGAAUCGAGACGCAAAGCCAGGAAUUCGUUUCCAAAGAAGAAGCUAGUCUUCGUUCCAGGGAUCGAAGAUCGAUCCAGGAACAGGAACAAAUUGUCAGGCUUCAGAAUGAGUUGUACGCCAAGGAGCAAGAAAUUAACGAACUCAAGUACAUCGUAGCCGAAAAAGACUCUCAGUUGUCUGUCCAAGCAAGCAUGGAGCCUCAGUCGGAUGAAUUUGAAUUACGGGAGAUGGUUCAAAGAUUAACUGCUGAAUUAUACGGUAAGGAAGAGGAAAUUAAACAUGUAAAAUUAACAAUUGUCGAAUUGCAGAGGGAAGUGUCUCGCUUGCAAGAGUUUGAAAGAUUCUCGGAACAGACUAGGGAAGCUGUACAGAAGCUUAACGCGGAGAAGGAGCAGAUUCGUUUGGAGGGUGAGGAAUUCUUGGAGAGAAUGUUGAAAGAGAAGGAAAUGGAGAUCGACGAGAUAAAGCGAAACUUGGCUAUGGAGAAUCAAAAAAUCUUGGAUGAGUUAUCGUUCAACAAUAGAGACAUUGAAAAUCUGAAAAGUCAGUUGAUGGAGUUGUCCACGACUGAGCGAAGGACGAAAGAUGAAUUACGUCGGAAGGAAGAGGAUUUGAUACGAGUAAAUUCUGAUCUGGCGGAGAAGGAACGAAGAUUGGCCGAAUUGAGCAUUACCAAAGAUGCAGAGCUUCACAAUUUGAAGAUACAAAUUUACGAGAAGGAAGCGCGUAUAGAGGAACUCGUAUCGUUGUACGAGGAGGGAGAGAAGCGAUUUACCGAAUUGAAAAAUAUUUUGACGGCCAGAGAAAUCGAAAUCAAUUCGUUGAAGACACUUUUAGAGGAUAAAGUGAAGGAAUAUCAAUUGAUACAAAACGUUUUAAAGAAAGACGUAUCUGUUCUCGAUACUUCUACAGCUGCUGGAAACAUGGAAACCUCUGAUGAGAAGAGUAAAACAUCAGCGUCGCAGGAAUUAGAUCUUGCGUUGUACAUGCUUCAUCAAAGAGACGUAAGAUGCGAAGAAUUGACGCACGAAUUGAUGCAGUUACUCGAAGAACGCGAUACGUUGCAAUUACGCCUCUCUAACGCGAUCAGAGUUAAUGAAGACUUGAGAAAAGGUACCUUAACGAAUAUAGACUUCAGCCCGAAAAUGGAGGCAACCACUUCUGGAGGCACUGUGGAACCAAUUGUAGAACAUCCUUCGCCAUCCAAGUCUGAGGGACCAGUCGAGAUAGCCAAAGAAGCUAUUGACGCACCGAUUGGGGAAAACAAGGAAAUCCUUGCCCAAAAUUUUCCCUUCAGGCUGUCACAACUGCAAACGGUGAGCCAUUCAAAAGAUGUGCGAUUGAGGGAUGAACGAGAGUUGAGACACACACAACAAAUGUCUUUACUAGCGCACAAAGACGUUUUAAGUACUUUACCCCCUGAAGCAGCUGCCAGACUCGUCAAUGCAAAUUACACACUCUCUAGGGAUGUCCAGAGUCAAUCGAGUGUUUUGUUAAAUUGGCUAUGGGGAAAAAGUACGCCAAAAGUGGUACAUAUGUGAUGGAAUACUAAUGAUGGUGAGGUGGACACUAUCCUUGCCUUCUGGAUACAUUCCUGCCAAGUGCCAACUGCCGAGACUAUUUCUGUAAUUAAACUAAAUCGAACAAGUCAAAAACAAUUGAAUAUUUCAAUUAAUUCGUCGACACAUUGCGACGUGAUUGAAAAAUGUGAUUCACAUAUUAUUGUCGUACUUCUUCAAAGGGUUCUAAAAAGUCGCUCCUCUUCAGAGAAGAAGAGAAAGUGAGGAGUGGACUUAAUUGUAUUAUAAUCAUUGUAUAGUUGUCGUGUUUAGAUAAAUUAUAAACGAACAUUGCCUUGAAGAAAUGUAUAUUUCAGUUAUUUUAUUAGCCAUGAAAUUGUUAAUAGGGCGUAAGAUGUUUCUUGAGUAUCGAGAUCUAAUAUUCGAUACAAAUGUAUUUGUUCCGAUAAUAAUUCUUUUUAAUUUCUGCAAAUUUUUUUGUUUACCAUUGUCUAUUAUGCAAAUUAUCUGUGAUUUGUCAAUUAAUUUAAUGUCACGAAUAUUUCUAUAAAAUGUUAUCGAUUGAAUCGAAAAAAUAAAUUUCUAAUGAAAUGUUGACAAAUCAUACGAUGAUUGAAAUUUAAUAUUAAUUGUGAAAAUGUUUUAUCACUGCAAGUGCCGUAAUUAUUUGUUGCUUUUUAACUAUGAUGAUUCGAACUUUCUAUUUCCACGAAAUAUUUUGUACAGAAAAAAGAAAGCGUCGUUGAAUAAAUAAAUUAUGAAACAAAA
Molecule: messenger RNA, 11727 nt
Organism: Apis dorsata (giant honeybee)
Lineage: Eukaryota; Metazoa; Arthropoda; Insecta; Hymenoptera; Apidae
Product: golgin subfamily B member 1-like
Exons: 11
Coding region: 16-10980 (3654 amino acids)
Source: RefSeq, a predicted model, not a curated record